CCAGUUCUCGUGGUUCUUGCACAUCUCAGAUUUUAGAAUAAUUAUUGUUGUUUGUUGUUCAUGGGAUGAUAGGUCCGUUGGAUAUGCACGAAAGUGUGCAGAAGAAUUUUUAGUUCAUUUUACUGCAAUCUCUACAUGCUCUGAAGUGAAGAUAGCUUCCAUCAUGUUGGUCCUGCUUUGACGCAAUGAACAUGUUGACACCCGUGCUGUAAUCACGAAAGAAUGGCUACUGGUAUGUCAAUGGCAGCCAAUGUUUGGGAGUGGACAGUGCUGACUUUGUCCUACAACCAGUCGUAGUGCAUACCUUUAUAGCAACGGUGGCUGGGUGCGUGAAGAAGAAGAGGAGAAUUAAGUGCAUUAGUUUGGAAUGAGUGAAAACAUUGGCCCAAUUCAGCGCAUUGGGACCGCUGAAUAUUCUGAAGUGCCUGACGAUUGAGACGGCUGCUAACACGGUUGAAUACAGCAAACAGGGGGUGCUCCACUCCAGUCUGACCGACGACCAGAGUUUAGACUAGGACGUGACGGCUAUGGUGCAGGAUGAAGUAGUGUCCGUGGAGGAGGAGAGUGUGACGUUGGGGCACUGCAGCCAGGAGAAGAGCGCCAGCAGCAGCGGGGUAGAUGACGUGAUUGGCGAAUUUGACAGUGUGGGAGUAUCGAGUAGGCCUUUUCAACGCAUCCCUCGCAUACGACUAGCUCUUCAAGUGAUCGCGUGCAUGGUGGCGUACUGGAUUAGCUUUGGAACGGAUCUGGCCAGUGGAAUUGAAUAUGCUCAAUUGAUCCUGCCACCAUGUGGCAGCGUGAUGGAUGGAAAUAGCAGUGAUACGAGCGAUCAAAUACGAAAUGGUACAUUGGUGUGGACAGCGACUAUGACAACCAGUCUGCCCAUGGCAGUGACAAACUCGAGUCUCCACACAGCCAUACCGAACUCAGACAAUGAUGGUCUGUAUGCGGCAGAGUGUGGAGGCUUUGGAGGGACGGCUACCCAAACAGCAUGGGUGUCAUCGAUUGCAGCUGGCUUGCGAGUACUGACUGGGUGGACUGCCAGUGUUGUUAUUGACGCAUUCGGUGUUAGGCCAACAGUCAUUGUAGCCAGUGUGACGUACAGUCUUGGAAUGCUGACCGCCUCGUUCUCGACCAGCCUCUAUCAACUGUACUUGUCGCGUGGAGUAGUGGUCGGACUGAGUGCUGGCUUCCUUCACACCGCUCCAGUUCACUGCCUGGCGCUCACCUUUGAUCGCAGGAUAUCAAUUGGCACGGGACUAGCGUUUGUGGGUGCAGGCAUCGGUGUGAUUGUGAACGGUUAUGCAGGCAAGGAAAUCAUUGAAAUUGCCGACUGGCGGUGGUAUUACAGAAUGGUUUCCGGCGUGUCACUCUUAGGUAUUGUUGCUGCCUUCUUCCUCUUCAUUGAUCCCAGCAAGAGUGUUGAACAUCCUAAUGCCAGCAGCAAUGCAGACACACCGGCCAAGCUGAACGGAACCGGCAUCGGCACUACAGCACUACGCACACUACGGCAUGGUUUCGUCGAGCUUGGCAGAUCCGUUCGCAAAGGACUCAUUCUGUACCGCGAUGUGAACUUCCUCUUCAUGCUGGUAGCGUACCUGUUCUUCUCACUGGGCUACAUGUUUCCAGUAGUGGCAGCUAGCCAUCGCUCACGGGAACUAAACAUCACAAGCAGUAGUCCAUAUCUACAGGUUGCUUAUGUUGGCUACGGUACUUUAGCCGGUGCCAUUCUGGUAGGAAUUGUUGGGUCUUUGUGGCAGCUUCGUGGAACCCUUACGCAAGGCAUCUGCCUUUUCCUGAUGGGAUUGAGUACAAUGCUGAGUGUAUUUGUCACAAGCCGAUCUGGACUGACUGCUUACAAUCUGAUCUUCGCACUUCUGUCUGCGUGUGCCGCUGCCUUGUGUGGCCCGGCAUCGCGGGAAGUAGUAGCAGCGGACAUGACGGUGCACGCCUUGGGCCACUUGUACUUGAUCAGUGGAGUACCGACCACACUGGGUAUACCCUUGUCAGGAUGGAUAUACGACACAACACAGAGCUACACGAUCCCGUUGAUAUUCGGCGGAGUGAUGCUAAUUCUGGGAGCCAUAUUCUUGCUCAUAGCCGAUGUCCGCAUUUAUCGACGGCGGAAGCGGCCAGGAAAGCCACUUUCACACAGACAAUCGUCCGUUGAAAAUGCCUUCGAAUUUUCGCACCCGGAUUCUAGUCCGGAUUUUGUCGCUGUUUUAGAUGGCACUGUAUGACACAGGGAUGGCUGCUAAUGCACACUGUAUUACUGUGCUUUUAAAGUUGCACAAACUCGCAACCAAACCAGUGAGUGAUGGAAGUAUACUUCACCUUGCUUUGUCACAGUUUGGUUAGAGAAGAUCUUUGCCACUGUCGCAAGCAAGUUCACAUGGAGCAGAACUACCUAUACCCAAUUUAUUUAUUUACUUGAGUACCGUAAUCGCGUGAAUAGUGCCCCUGGGGCACUAUUUUUCAA
Messenger RNA from Sycon ciliatum, 2479 nucleotides. Its product is annotated as monocarboxylate transporter 9-like. The transcript is spliced from 4 exons. Gene Ontology annotation, biological process: transmembrane transport. The record is from RefSeq and is a predicted model, not a curated record. Gene Ontology annotation, molecular function: monocarboxylic acid transmembrane transporter activity. Gene Ontology annotation, cellular component: membrane. Bases 528 to 2240 code for a protein of 570 amino acids. Lineage: Eukaryota; Metazoa; Porifera; Calcarea; Leucosolenida; Sycettidae.